Macadamia integrifolia is the source of this 1057-nucleotide messenger RNA. Its product is annotated as DNA-directed RNA polymerase III subunit RPC10-like. Bases 393 to 731 code for a protein of 112 amino acids. Gene Ontology annotation, cellular component: RNA polymerase III complex. The transcript has 6 exons. NCBI's taxonomy places the organism in Eukaryota, Viridiplantae, Streptophyta, Magnoliopsida, Proteales, Proteaceae. The record is from RefSeq and is a predicted model, not a curated record. Gene Ontology annotation, biological process: DNA-templated transcription; termination of RNA polymerase III transcription. Gene Ontology annotation, molecular function: nucleic acid binding; zinc ion binding; DNA-directed RNA polymerase activity.
GUAAAACUGGAAUUUGCGCUUAAAACAUAACAAUCCUCUGAAUUCAGGGGUAUUGUAAACCCUAAUGCAGACUUUCUUUUAGAACGACCAGAGAAGAGAAGCAGAGGAAAGGAGAGCAAGAACUCCCACUUCCCUCAUCGUCUCGAUCUGCCGUAGGCGAGCUUUACUGUUAUUCCAGCGAGAGCGAGGUCGAGGUCGAGGUCGAGGUCGAGGUCGAGGUUCCUCUGUGCACGAAGGUUGAGUUCCUAUUGCUGCCAGUGCCCUGUAGUGUUGCUCCUGCAAAUUCAGCUCUAGUUCCUCUUGACAACUGACAAGCCUCUUCGUUUCUGGAAGGAAGGAAGGAAGGACAAUAGGGAGAGGAGAGGGAGAAGUGUAACAUCUUCCAGUUCUGAAUGGAGUUCUGCCCGACUUGUGGUAACAUGUUGCAGUAUGAGCCAGCUUACAUGAGCCACAGAGCUAGGCUCUUCUGUCCGACAUGUCCAUACAUCUGUGAAUUAGAGGAUAAGAUAAAGAUAAAGAAAAGACAGUAUCUGGUCAAGAAGGAGAUUGAGCCAAUAUUUAGCGGUGAAGACGCGAUGAAGUUCGCCCCAAAAACGGAUGCAACAUGUCCAUAUUGCAACUUUGGACAAGCAUACUACAGGCAACUUCAAAUUAGGUCUGCAGAUGAACCCAUGUCUACAUUUUACCAGUGCUGCAAUCAAAACUGCAAACGUGAAUGGCGUGAAGACUAAUAUGAUUGUAAUUGCUCUUUCUUUCAUCUUUUAAGGUUUCCUUUCUCUUUGUCACCAAACUAGGUCUGCCUGAGGAUGAGGCCUCAGCCUAAUCCAAACCCAAACCCAAACCCCUGGCUGGGAUUUUUCAGCUUUAGCUCUUCCCAUCGACUGGAAGUCACUGCCUAACCCAGCAAAGAAAUGGUGGGUUUGGAUUUUUUAGGUCUGUUUAACCUAUUUGUAUACCUCAUUGGGCGUGAGUAAUUGCUUCCAUUUGUUUCAUCUGUGCAAAUGGAAAAUAGAAAUUUUGAUUUAUUUAUUUAUUCUGGCUAAAAAUUGAUUUGUAA